AUGACGGAAGGCUCAGGCGAGGAUCACAACAGAAAUACUGCCAAGGAGAACCAUGAAUUCGAAGAUGAUGAGGAUGAUGAGUUUACUGCAACCCUUGAACAGGUUGGGGUACUUCCUCGGUUUUCUAUUUGGCCACAUAUGCCAUCUAUAGAUUACGAUCCCAAGAAGAUUGCAAAAAGGCUUGUCACUGCUGCUGCCUACUAUUUCCCCGAUAAGUCCAAUGUCGAAGAGAUUUUCCAAGAUAAAAAAGAUAACAUAAAAAGCCUUUGCAUGAAUUUGAGUGAAUCUUUCACAGAAAUUGUUGAUUCUGCUAUUCGUUAUCCUGUUGAAGAUCUUAACAUAGACGAUGAAGAAGCGGUAGAGUUUAUCCCUGUUGUGCAAGGCAAAUCACCGAAACAAGAUACGCCGGUUCCUUCUGGAGUUGAGAUGAUCAAACAAGUCUCUAUGAGUAAAAUAUCUUUAGCUGAUGAUCGGCUGGUAAAUUAUGAUCACCUCACAUAUCUUACCUUUGAGCAGUUUAAGGAUCAGAAGUUUUUGAGGGAUAGAAUCAAAAAGAUCUUGAAGCUCGAUUUAUCCCCAUUAGAUCAGCGCUUUUUAAUUCAGAAAUUGAUGUCCAGAACUUAUCGAGAGAAGAAAAAGUAUACAGAGAGUCCUUUUCAAUAUAAUGACGAUCACUGCAAAAAAAAUGGAAAUGGGGUUGUGGAUAUGGAUGGCAUGAUUGAUAAUGAUGAUGAACAUGCCAGUAAUUCGGAUGAGGUAUUUUUAAGUGAUGAGGCACUACGGCCAAACUAUUUCAAUAAGGAUAAAAUGAUUUUCGGAUGCAAGCAUUACCGGACAAAUUGUAAAAUUGAAUGCCCAGUUUGCAAAGGAUGGUACCCAUGUCCACAUUGCCAUGAUGCAGUGAUCAAGACUCACAAACUUCAAAGAAGGUUGACGCGACAUUUUUUAUGCAUGUAUUGUAAUACUCCACAGGAUCCUCAACAGUACUGUGCGAAUUGCAAUAAACCGUUUGGUAGGUACUAUUGCGACAAAUGUAAACUUUGUGAUGAUGAUCCAAAUAAGCACAUAUAUCAUUGCGAUAAAUGUGGAAUCUGCAGACUUGGACUUGGGCUCAACAAGGAUUAUUUUCAUUGUGACAAAUGUAAUGUUUGCAUAUCGAUUGAGCUACGUGACAAGCAUGUAUGUAUCGAGAAUUCGACACGUUCAAACUGUCCCAUUUGUGACGAGUAUAUGUUUAACUCCUAUAAAACGGUGGUAUUCAUGUCAUGUGGUCAUCCAAUACAUCAGGCCUGUUAUGAUAUGUAUACCAAGCAUUCAUAUAAAUGUCCAUUAUGUUCCAAAUCUAUUGUGAACAUGAAAGCUCAGUUUCGAAUUUUGGACAAAGAGAUCGAGCAAACGGUGAUGCCAGAGGAACUCAGUAACUGGAAGGCACUUAUAAAGUGCAUUGACUGUGGUGGUCGAUCAAAAGUUUCAUAUCAUUAUCUUGGACUACGAUGCAAACAUUGUGGCAGUUACAAUACCAUGCAGGUGAAGCUUUUAAAAAAUGGGGAUGAUAAAGAGUCGUGGGACUCUAACCCUAAUUUUGUUAAAGAGCAACCGCAUACAGUUAAGAAUGAACUUGAUGAAAACUUUUUAUUUGAGAAAAAACGUGAUGAUGAGGUUAGCAGAAAUGAUUCCAUAACUAAUGGAUUAGAUCAAAUUCAUGCAGAUAAGCCGAAUGAAGAUGCGUUUGGAGAUUCAUAUGUGAGGAACUUUGUUUGUGUAAUUAACAGAUUUGAAAAAUACCCAAGCAUUAGUGAAGCAUUCAAGGAUUGGAUGAGGACAUCGAUGCCUGAUAUGCAAUAA
This is a messenger RNA of Brettanomyces bruxellensis, 1845 nucleotides long. RefSeq lists its product as uncharacterized. Gene Ontology annotation, cellular component: nucleus. The record is from RefSeq and is a predicted model, not a curated record. NCBI's taxonomy places the organism in Eukaryota, Fungi, Ascomycota, Pichiomycetes, Pichiales, Pichiaceae. The coding region runs from base 1 to 1845 and encodes 614 amino acids. Gene Ontology annotation, molecular function: ubiquitin protein ligase activity; zinc ion binding. Gene Ontology annotation, biological process: ubiquitin-dependent protein catabolic process; protein ubiquitination. The transcript has a single exon.